Rubroshorea leprosula is the source of this 1354-nucleotide messenger RNA. The record is from the annotation of a GenBank genome assembly. NCBI's taxonomy places the organism in Eukaryota, Viridiplantae, Streptophyta, Magnoliopsida, Malvales, Dipterocarpaceae.
GCAUUCCAUCUCUUCAACAUCCCCUGAUUUCAGAAAUGGCCUCCAUGUUUUCCAGAUCCGAGAUGUCUAACAUUGCAUCCACAUUGCUCUCCACCUACGCCUCCUUUGCCGGAACCUUAAUGCUCCUCCGAACCAUGGCAAGAGAGCUCAUUCCUGAGCAGCUCAGAUCUUACUUCUUCUCCCUUUUUCACUACCUCUUCACUCCUCCCUCUACCAACCUCACUCUCGUUAUCAACGAAUCCAGCGGGGUGUCAAGUAAUGAAGUCUACAAUGCCGCCGACCUCUAUCUUGCCACCAAGAUCAGCCCCAAAACAGAGAGGCUCAAGCUCAGCAAAACCGAGAGGCAAAAGAAUUUCGCGAUGUCAAUCGAAAAGGAUGAAGAGGUCGUCGAUAUUUUUGAGGGAAUUGAGUUGAAAUGGAGGUAUAACUGCAUAGAGCCUCGCGAAAAGCAUUCUGCAGAGAAAAAAUUCUUUGAACUCAGCUUCAACAAGAAGUUCAAAGAUAAAAUCGUCGACUUUUAUUUACCUCAUGUUUUGGCCAGGGCUAAACAAAUCAAAGAAGAGUCCAAAGUGGUUAAGAUCUAUAAUCGUGACUGUCCUUGCGGCGAUGAUGAUACUGGCAUCUGGGGUUCCAUGAAUCUUGAGCAUCCAGCCACAUUUGACACCGUAGCCAUGGAUUCGGAGCUGAAGAAGAUGAUAAUCGAUGAUUUGGAGAGGUUCGUGAGGAGGAGAGAGUUCUACAAGAAAGUGGGGAAGGCCUGGAAACGAGGGUAUUUGUUGUACGGCCCUCCAGGCACUGGAAAAUCGAGUUUGAUUGCUGCCAUGGCCAAUUACCUCAAGUUUGAUAUAUAUGAUCUGGAGCUUGCAAGUAUAUACUCCAAUUCGAACUUGAGAAACGUAUUGUUAUCAACAACUAACAGGUCAAUUAUUGUGAUCGAGGACAUAGAUUGCAGCAUUCAGGUUCAAGACAGAGAAAAUGGCUUAGAAUCUGAUAAUUCAAACAGAAGGGUGGGUACCAUUUUCGGAUGCUUUGGUGCAAGGGCUUUCAAAUGCUUAUCCAUUAUUCUAGAUUACCCAUCAAUAAUACCAAGUCUUGCAACAUAUGGACUAAGAUGCAGUGAUGCACAUAAAUGCACGUGGUAUGUGCAGAGGUGUGUCUGCAUGUGAUAGAGAGAGAAGCUUUACUUGCAUCUGUAGAACUCCCUAUGGUAGAAGUGACAAACCACCUUCUCAGUCCCAGUAACCUCACCCAAGAAAUCUCCUUCACUUACCUCUCUGUACUUUCCAUGUCCUAGCCUUUUUAAGGCUUCUCACUUCUCAGCUUCUUUCCAUUCAAAUAAAUCCUAAUGUGAUUA